CGUAUAUGGAGUAGUACCUACGUCCAUUCCUGUAUAUAUUUAGGCGCCUCCUCUCCUCCCUUCUCGCAACAAUCAUUGCUUCCCCGAGAGAUUUUCUCUCCCUCUAGUCCCCUGUUCUUCUCUCUCAAGUCUCCUUUACUCUCUCUCUCUCUCUCUCUCUCUCUCUAUACCGAUUGAUCCUGGUCCGAACCCAAUCCGUAAGUCGAUCCAACUACGCUUGUAAUCGUGUUUUAUGCAUCGCAAUUUAAAUUCUGUGCUGAUUGAAGUCGUUUGCUAUCUGGAUUCUGUAAAUAGAGGCUUCUCUAAUAUGGCUGAAUAUACCCCAAAGAACAUCCUUAUUACUGGGGCUGCUGGAUUCAUUGCAUCUCAUGUUGCUAACCGGCUUAUCCGGAACUAUCCUGACUACAAGAUUGUCGUGCUCGACAAACUCGAUUACUGUUCAAAUCUCAAGAAUUUACUUCCUGCUCGAUCAUCUCCCAACUUCAAGUUUGUUAAGGGGGACAUUGCAAGUGCUGACCUCGUCAACUUCCUCCUCAUCACUGAAUCUAUCGACACAAUAAUGCACUUUGCAGCCCAAACCCAUGUCGAUAACUCCUUUGGUAACAGCUUUGAGUUUACCAAAAACAACAUUUAUGGAACCCAUGUUCUUCUAGAAGCAUGCAAAGUCACUGGCCAAAUUAGAAGGUUCAUCCAUGUGAGCACUGACGAGGUCUAUGGAGAGACUGAUGAAGAUGCUGUGGUGGGAAACCAUGAAGCUUCCCAACUCCUUCCUACUAAUCCCUACUCCGCAACAAAAGCUGGUGCAGAAAUGCUUGUUAUGGCCUAUGGGAGAUCGUAUGGGUUACCUGUGAUAACGACCCGUGGAAACAAUGUUUAUGGCCCAAAUCAAUUUCCUGAGAAACUAAUCCCGAAGUUUAUCCUCUUAGCCAUGCAAGGGAAGGUUCUUCCGAUUCACGGGGAUGGUUCUAAUGUCAGGAGCUAUCUGUACUGCGAGGAUGUUGCCGAGGCAUUUGAAGUCAUUCUUCACAAAGGAGAAGUUGGUCAUGUCUACAAUAUAGGGACGAAAAAGGAAAGGAGAGUAAUUGAUGUAGCCACGGAUGUAUGCAAACUUUUCUCUAUGGAUCCAGAAACGAGCAUUAAGUUUGUGGAGAAUAGACCGUUUAAUGAUCAAAGGUAUUUUCUUGAUGACGAGAAGUUGAAGAACUUGGGGUGGUCGGAAAGGACUAGGUGGGAAGAAGGGUUGAAGAUAACCAUGGACUGGUAUAUAAAUAAUCCCGAUUGGUGGGGAGAUGUCUCUGGAGCAUUGCUUCCUCACCCUAGAACACUUAUGAUGCCCGGCGGAAUCGAAAGGCAUUUUGACGGAGCUGAAAAGUGCAAUGAUGGGUCCUCUCCAUAUUCAAGCGCAUCUCAAAAUCAGACCAAGAUGGUGGUACCGGUCUCCAAAAGCAGCGGCUCUCCUAGAAAACCGCCCUUGAAAUUCUUGAUUUAUGGAAGGACGGGGUGGCUUGGUGGUUUACUUGGGAAGAUAUGUGAGAAACAAGGAAUUGUUUACGAGUAUGGAAAGGGGCGUCUGGAGGAUCGGUCACUACUUUUGGCAGAUAUUCAGAGUGUUAAGCCCACCCAUGUUUUCAAUGCUGCCGGUGUGACUGGAAGGCCAAAUGUUGAUUGGUGCGAAACUCAUAAAACAGAAACAAUACGCGCUAAUGUUGCCGGUACCCUUACCUUGGCUGAUGUUUGCAGAGAGCAUGGACUUCUGAUGAUGAAUUUUGCUACUGGGUGCAUAUUUGAAUAUGAUGCUAAUCAUCCAGAGGGUUCUGGCAUUGGGUUCAAGGAGGAAGACACCCCCAAUUUCACCGGUUCUUUCUAUUCAAAGACGAAGGCCAUGGUUGAGGAGCUCUUGAAAGAAUAUGACAACGUGUGUACCCUCAGAGUCCGAAUGCCUAUAUCUUCAGACCUCAACAAUCCUCGCAACUUCAUUACCAAAAUUAGCCGUUAUAACAAAGUUGUCAACAUUCCAAACAGCAUGACCAUCUUGGAUGAGCUUCUGCCGAUCUCAGUCGAAAUGGCCAAACGUAACCUCAGGGGCAUAUGGAACUUUACAAACCCUGGUGUCGUGAGCCACAACGAGAUUCUGGAGAUGUACAAAGAAUACAUUGAUCCAGGCUUCAAGUGGGCCAACUUCACGCUAGAAGAGCAAGCCAAGGUGAUAGUCGCCCCGCGGAGCAACAAUGAGAUGGAUGCUUCUAAGUUGAAGAAAGAAUUCCCUGAAUUGCUUUCUAUCAAGGAGUCCUUGAUCAAGUAUGUGUUCGAACCCAACAAGAAAACCUCCGCGGCUUAAUCGUUUUCGUUAUACUGUUGACCUCUGGUAUGAUUGUCUGCAUUUCCACUUAGGCAAUAUGGUUUCCAUUUCAGUUUAGGUUAGUCUAUUUUCGUCGCUAUGCAUUGUUAUCGUUACCAUGAAUCAAGAGCGCGAUCUGGGAUGGCCCUAUAAGAUGUUUUGUGUUCAGGUUUUCUAGAUAGAGCUUUGAUUCCUUUAUACAAGGAUCCUAUGAAAUAGCUCUAUAGAAGUUCGUCGUCAUCCGCGACCUUGCUGUGGUGUAACUUUGGGUUAUCAUAUGAAUUUGUUUGUUGUUUAA
Rhododendron vialii is the source of this 2636-nucleotide messenger RNA. RefSeq names its product trifunctional UDP-glucose 4,6-dehydratase/UDP-4-keto-6-deoxy-D-glucose 3,5-epimerase/UDP-4-keto-L-rhamnose-reductase RHM1. The coding region runs from base 233 to 2338 and encodes 701 amino acids. The record is from RefSeq and is a predicted model, not a curated record. Gene Ontology annotation, molecular function: UDP-glucose 4,6-dehydratase activity; UDP-L-rhamnose synthase activity; dTDP-glucose 4,6-dehydratase activity. The transcript is spliced from 3 exons. Gene Ontology annotation, biological process: flavonol biosynthetic process; UDP-rhamnose biosynthetic process; auxin export across the plasma membrane. Lineage: Eukaryota; Viridiplantae; Streptophyta; Magnoliopsida; Ericales; Ericaceae.